Molecule: messenger RNA, 1347 nt
Organism: Exophiala spinifera
Lineage: Eukaryota; Fungi; Ascomycota; Eurotiomycetes; Chaetothyriales; Herpotrichiellaceae
Exons: 3
Coding region: 1-1347 (448 amino acids)
Cellular component (GO): endoplasmic reticulum
Molecular function (GO): mannosyltransferase activity
Source: RefSeq, a predicted model, not a curated record
AUGAUCUUGACGUUACUGGUCAUCAUUUCCACCUUGAUCACAGUGUUGCUACUACUAGCACCAUCACAGCGUGAUCCAGCCGAUAAACAAUGUACGGUCCAGGUGGUGGUCCUGGGUGAUCUAGGCCGAAGUCCGCGGAUGCAGUAUCACGCUCUCAGUAUUGCCCAUCAUGGUGGCCGCGUGCGUCUGGUUGGAUAUCGAGACACAGAACCACUACCUGAGCUUGUUGCGCAUUCAAACGUAACUAUUGUGCCACUUCCGUCUGCUCCACGACUACUGCAGACCAACAACAAGUAUCUCUUUUUGGCGUUCGGUCCCGUCAAGGUGCUAUUGCAAGCAUGGUAUCUCUGGCGAACCCUGGGCUAUUCGAUGCCCCCUUCGAAAUGGAUGCUAGUCCAGAAUCCACCGUCCAUUCCAACUCUGCUAGUCGUGGCGACUGUGUGCCUGUUCCGAGGAACCAGACUAGUUGUCGAUUGGCACAACUUUGGCUAUUCCAUUCUCGCCCUCAAGCUCGGAUCGGAUCAUCCCAUGGUCAAGGUCUCCAAAAUCUAUGAGAAGUUUCUAGGACGAGCUGCGAGCGCCAACUUCACCGUGACAGACGCCAUGGCAAAAGUCUUGCGAUCGGACAUGGCCAUCUGUACACCUGUACUUACGCUCCACGACCGGCCGGCGGAUCUCUACCAGCCAUUGACGGACUCGGGGCGGAUAGGUUUCCUUCAGAGAUAUCCACCUCUAGCAGAUCAUUUCAACUCCAUCGUCGACAGGAAAAUGAGACUUGUCGUUUCUUCGACGUCGUGGACGGCGGACGAGGACUUUGGACUCCUCCUCGACGCACUGUGCAGUUACACCGCCAGCGCUACGUCUUCUCAUCCUCAGCUACCCGAGCUUGCGGUCGUCAUUACCGGCAAAGGCCCUCUCAAGCAGCACUAUCUUGAUAAGAUCAAGACAUUGGACGCUGGAGACGCGUUGGAAAUGGUCAACAUCUAUACCGACUGGCUCUCUUUUGAGGAUUAUGCUCUUUUGCUGGGUUCUGCUGAUCUCGGCGUGUCCCUGCACACGAGUAGCAGCGGUGUCGACCUACCGAUGAAAGUCGUUGACAUGUUCGGAGCUGCGCUUCCAGUGGCGGGAUGGAGCAAGUAUGCCGCAUGGCCAGAGCUCGUCACCGAGAAUGUCAACGGAAGGGGGUUUGACAGUGCCGAAGGGCUGGCCGAUAUACUGCGAGAGCUGUUCGAUCCAGAGUCGACGCAGCUGACGCGAUUGCGAGACGGCGCCAGGGUCGAAAGCAGACGGCGAUGGUCUUCUGAGUGGGAUCCUGUGGCCGGAAAGCUCUUCGGUCUUGUACAAUGA